This is a messenger RNA of Mesocestoides corti, 552 nucleotides long. NCBI's taxonomy places the organism in Eukaryota, Metazoa, Platyhelminthes, Cestoda, Cyclophyllidea, Mesocestoididae. The record is from the annotation of a GenBank genome assembly.
AUGGUCCCCAACGUACAUCGGGACAAGUCCGCGGAGGUGAUUAAACUGAAAACUGUUAAAUAUGUCAUAUUGGGCCUCACAACAGAUGAAGUCCGACGUUAUGGGUACCUCAUCUACCGCCCCUUGGCAAGGGUCGAAGAAAUCCUUUACCAGGAUCCAAAUCUUAAUCGCAACUCUCCGAUUCCAGCCUACGAGAGGCUCAGCAGGACGCAGACCCCUUCAACCCUCAUCAAAGCCGCAGAGCAGUUCAGGUGUGUUAGUCCUAAGAGCAAUAAACUGGGCGGAACGGGCUGGCUGCUUACGCGCACCCCGUACGAAGAGCUGAGGGGCAAAUUGUUAGAGUUAUUUUCUAACAACACAAAUACGUAUCUCGACAGGCUCCGGGAUCGUAGUUAUCGCCCCGGUGAGAAUGCUCUCGACUACGUAGCUUCACUCUUUUCGCAGGCACAGACUCGUCCUGCUCCUCGAUGGCGCCAUCGGCGAAGGAACACAUUCAAAGAGCCGCAAAUUGGGCAACCCGGCGGUUCUGCAAUGGCAGAAUCUGUUGAUUGA